GAGGGAUCGCCCCGCCAAUCCCUGGGCUCUGCCACGUCAUCGUCGUCAUCAUCACCGGCUGUCCACUCGUUCGAGUGCGGCGCCGCCCCCAUCGUUCGGGUGUCGCAACCCGGAGCCGAACGACUGCUCCACGUCUUCACCGAGACCCUGCUCGAGGACUCCUGGGACGACUUUCCGCUGAUGCGGACCAUGCUCGAGCUCGACAUGGCCUCAGCUGCACCGCGCGGCCACGAGCACCCGCUGAGCGAGGCCAUCGUCAGCUUCUACACAAUCAAGGGCAAGUCGCAGCACCUCCUCACCUCCUCUUUCAUCGAUCAGAUCGCCGCGAGCCCUCGAGAGGAGAGUGCGGUGCUUUUCCGGGAGGAGAGCAUUGCGGUGCGGCUGUUCAAGGCCUUCAUUCACCAGCAGGCGGCGCACUACAUCGACUACUGCAUCGGCAACCUCAUCACCACCGUCAACGCGCUCGAGAAGCCCCUCGAGAUUGAUCCAAGGAAUGCGUCGACAGCGGAGGUGGCCAAGAAUGCCAAGCAGCUUCUUGUGAUCGCGCAGGAGUUCCUCGAGCAUCGUCAUCAGCAACAAGUGCUCCAGAAGUUGGUGUCUGUCUUCCUGUGUGAACUCCCAACUGAAGUUGCAUACUGA
Molecule: messenger RNA, 639 nt
Organism: Acanthamoeba castellanii str. Neff
Lineage: Eukaryota; Discosea; Longamoebia; Acanthamoebidae
Exons: 4
Biological process (GO): regulation of GTPase activity
Source: RefSeq, a predicted model, not a curated record